AUGCCGCCUGGUCCUACUAAGCCAGACCGCGGUGGCCCUGGGGCGGCCAAGAAAGGUAUGGCGGCCAAGAUCGGUCCAGGCGGAAAAGGCAAGGGCAAAACAAUUCUUGGAGGCAGCCAAGGGGGUGCGAAAAGACACCGGAAGGUUGUCAAAGACUGCAUUCGAGGCAUAACUAAGCCAGCGAUACGUUGCGAAGCAGCUGCCUUCCUGGUUGGCGAGAAGGGGAAAAUAAGCCAGUCACCUUUACUUCAUUACAAGACUGCUUCUGAUGGUAACGAAGCUAACUCUGAAGUUUGUAGUCGUCUUGCUCGCCGUGGCGGCGUCAAGCGCAUCUCAGCCUCUAUCUACGACGAGGCCCGGUCCGCCAUAGCCGAACGCAUUCGGCAGAUUAUUCGAGAUUGCGUGACAUUCGCCGAGUACCGAAAUGUCAAGACCAUCACCGUGUCCCAUAUCAUCUGGGCCUUACGUCGCAUGAACAACCCCAUUUACGGUUUUGAUCCCGAAACCUACGUCGAUCCCAAAGCCCGCAAGUGA
Molecule: messenger RNA, 534 nt
Organism: Colletotrichum truncatum
Lineage: Eukaryota; Fungi; Ascomycota; Sordariomycetes; Glomerellales; Glomerellaceae
Source: RefSeq, a predicted model, not a curated record